UCCGGGGGCCGCUCUUUCCCCCGGGGGCGGGACUCUGUGGCAGUCCGGGGGCCGCUCUUUCCCCCGGGGCGGGACUCGGUGGCAGCCGGGCGGGCAGGGCCAUGGCGGCGGCGGCGCCGCCGGUGCCCGAGAUCUUCUCGGCGAUGGCGACGGGUCCCGGGCGCGGGGGGGCCGCGGCGGGGCAGGCCUGGCUGGAGGCCCAGGGCCGCAGCCUGGGGCACUUCGUGGCUGGCGCCUGGCUGAAGCCGCCGGGGCGGGAGACGCUGGAGGUCCGCGAGGCCGCCACGGGCCGGCGGCUGGCGUCGGUGCCGCGGGGCGACGCGGAGGACGUGGCGGCGGCCAUGACGGCGGCGGUGGGGGCGGCGGAGGCCUGGGGACGACUCGGGGGUCCCGAGAGGGCCCGGGGCCUGCUGGGGCUGGCGGGGGCGGUGGGGGCGGCGGGGGCAGCGCUGGCGGCUCUGGACUCGCUGCCCUCGGGGCGGCCGCUGGCGGCGACGCGGGACGACGACCUGCCCCUGGCGCUGCGGCUGCUGCGGAGGGCGGCGGCGGGGGCCCAGCUGGGGCGGCCCCGCGGCUGGGGACCCCUCGGGGUGGUGGCCGUCAUCGUCGCCUCCCCCUGCUCCCUGCUGGCCGCGCUCUGGAGGAUCGCGCCCGCGCUGGCCAUGGGCAACGCGGUGGUGCUGCUGCCGCCGGCGGAGGCCCCGCUGGCCCCGCUGCUGCUGGCGGCGCUGGGGGGGGGGGCGCCGCUGCCCCCCGGGCUGCUGAACGUGCUGACGGGGCCCCCGGCGCUGCGCCGCGCCCUGGCCGCCCACCCGGCCCUGGCCGCCGUGGCCUUCGUCGGCCCCCAGGAGGAGGGGCAGGCGCUGCGCAGGGCCGUGGCCGCGGCCGGCCGCCCCCCCCGGCUCUCGCUGGCCCUCGGCGGGCGGCUGCUCGCCAUCGUCCUCGACUCGGCCGACCUGGACGCUGCCGCUGCCGCCAUCGCCGCUGCCGCCGGGGCCCCCCCGGGGCUGGUGCCGGCGGGCGGGUGCCUGGUGCUGGCGCAGGAGGGGGUGGCGGCGGCGCUGGCCCGGCGGCUCCGGGCCCGGCUGGGGGGGCUGCGGCCCGGGGACCCCCUGGACGACGCCAGCGACGUGGGGCCGCUGCCCCCCCCCGCCGCCGGCCCCGAGGAGCUGGUGAGCGAGGCCCGGGCGGAGGGCGCCCAGGUGUUCCAGUCGUCGGCGCCGCUGCCCCCGGGGGGGCGCUUCUACCCCCCCACCCUGAUCACGGGGGUCGCCCCCACCUCGCGCUGCGUCCGCCAGGGGCCCGAGGGCCCCGUCGUGGUGCUCCUGCCCGUCCGGACCCCGGCGGAGGCGGCGGCGGUGGCCAAGGCGCUGCCCCGGGUCUGGGCCGCCGGCGUCUGGGCCGAGGACGCUGCGCUGGCCGCAGGCCUGGCCGCCAGGCUGCGCGUGGGGCUGGUCUGGGUCAACGCCCAGAACCUGCUGGACCCGGCGAGCGGCGCCGGCGGCACCGAGGGCAACGGGACGGGGGACGACGGCGGCCUGGAGGCACUGUAUGAAUUCGGGUGCCCCCCCUGGGAGCUGCCCCCCCCUGCCGGGCCCCCCCCCGGGAUGGAGCCCCCCCCGGACGAUGGCCCCAGCCCAGAGCAGCUGGAGGCCACCAAGGCCGAUGACAUCGCUGCUGACAUCGCUGAUGACAUCGCCGCCGCCGUGGAGGCCGCCCAGCGCGCUGCUGACGGGUGGGGGCGGCGGCCCGGCCCGGCCCGCGCGCGGGUGCUGCAGGCGGCGGCCGAGGCGCUGCGCGGCGACGGCGACGGCGACGGCGACGACGGGGACGAGGGCGACGGCGCCCCCGAGCGGCUGCGCGCGGCGCUGCAGCGCUGGGCGGCGCACGCCGAGCUGGAGCACGGCACCCUCCAGGCGGUGCCCGGCGGCCGCGUGCUGGUGACGCGGGCGCCGCUGGGCGUGGUGGGCGUGGCCUGGGCCGGGCCCCGCCCCCUGCGCGGCGCCCUGGAGCUGCUGCCGGCGGCGCUGGCGCUCGGCAACGCCGUGGUGCUGCUGGCGCCCCCUGGCGGCGCCGCCGCGGCGCAGCGCCUCGCCCAGGCGCUGGCGGCAGGGGGGCUGCCCGGGGGGGCCCUGACGGUGCUGCCAGGGGGGGCCGGGGGCGACAGGGCCGCGCGGGCCCUGGCGCUGUCCCUGCACCGCGGCCUCGACGGGCUCUGGCACUGCGGGGGCGGCCCGGCAGCGGUGGCAGUGGGGGGGGGCUGUGCCCGCACCUGGGCCCCCCCCGGCCCCCCCGAGGCCCCCGGCGCCGAGCGGGACCUGGCGCGACGCCUGAGCCGCCCCCGCUGCCUCUGGGUGCCCGGGGGGGGCCCCGGGCCCUACGCCUGGGCCCCCCCGGACGGCUGGUCCUUCCCGGACGCCUGGGCCCCCCCCCCCGGACGCCUGGGCCCCGGACGCCUGGGCUCCUCCCGGACGUUUGGGUCCACCCCCCCCCCGGACGCCUGGGCCCCCGGACGCCUGGGCCCCGCUCCGCCGCCCCGGCGCCGCUUUCGUUUUCGGCUCGGCGCCGCUCGCAGCCCCGCGGGGCCGGGUCGGGCCGGGUCGGGCCGGGUCGGGCGGCGGCGGCGGCAGCUCCGGGCCCUGCGCGAUGCCCGCGGCCCCCCGCGGCGCCGCCCUGGUAAGUGCCGCCCCCCCCCGGACGCCUGGGCCCCCCCGGACGCCUGGGCCCCCCCGAGCCCGCUCCCCCCCCAGGUCUCGCUGCUGCUGCUCCUGGCCCGGCCCCCCCCCGGCGGCGGCUGCUCCUUCGACUUCGACCCCGUCAGCAGCACCUUCGGCGCCCACCUGGACGCGCUGACGCCCUGGCUGCUGCUGGACUAUCCCGUGGCGAUGCCGGCCAACCUGGAGCCCGAGGGCCCCUGCGCGGACCUGUGGGCGCUGCACUUCGGGGCGGCGGCCCUGGGGCGCAUGGCGGGGGCCGCGGGGGGGGCACUGGCCCCCCUGCUCCACGCCGCCGCCGCCCAGAUCGCCUUCGUGGCCGAGUGCCGCAUCCACGACCCGCAGGGCUGCGUCCGCCUGGAGACCGUCAACGUGUCCCGGCUGCUGGGGGCCCUGCGCCGGCACCUGGGGGCCCUGCGGGGGCGGCCCCCCCACUUCCCCGCCUGCGACCGCCUGCGCUGCCGCCCAGGCACGGUGACGGCCUCCCCGCUGGCGGAGCAGGAAGGGGCCCCGGCGUCCGGGCCAGCCCCCGGCCCCCACGGCCACGGGCUGGUGCUGCUGGGGGGGCUCGGGGGGGUCCUGGGCCUGGCAGCGGCCGCCCUGCGACCAGCGGACCCAGGCGUCCGAGCCCGAGGGGACAAGAGCGGCCGGCGCCCGGCGAGGAAACGGCCCAGGCAGCGGCGCCCUCGGGAGCGGGGCAGAGCCCGGCCCGGCGCGGCCGGCGGGAUGACGGAGUACAAGCUGGUGGUGGUGGGCGCCGGCGGCGUGGGCAAGAGCGCGCUGACGAUCCAGCUCAUCCAGAACCACUUCGUGGACGAGUACGACCCCACCAUCGAGGACUCGUACCGGAAGCAGGUGGUCAUCGACGGGGAGACCUGCCUGCUGGACAUCCUGGACACGGCCGGGCAGGAGGAGUACAGCGCCAUGCGCGACCAGUACAUGCGCACCGGCGAGGGCUUCCUCUGCGUCUUCGCCAUCAACAACGCCAAGUCCUUCGAGGACGUGCACCACUACAGGGAGCAGAUCAACCGGGUGAAGGACUCGGACGACGUCCCCAUGGUGCUGGUGGGCAACAAGUGCGACCUGCCCUCGCGCACCGUGGACACCAAGCAGGCGCAGGAGCUGGCGCGCAGCUACGGCAUCCCCUUCGUGGAGACCUCGGCCAAGACCAGACAGGGCGUGGAAGACGCCUUCUACACGCUGGUGCGGGAGAUCCGGAAGCACAAGGAGAAGAUCAGCAACGGGCGCAAGAAGAAGAGCUCCCGGCGGAAGUGCGCGAUCCUCUGAGGGCCGCGGGCGCCCCAGCGGCACCGCCCCCUCCCGCCGCCCCGCACCGGACUGCCGGCCGCCCGCGGCGGGGCCUCGGCGGGGUCCCCGGGACGCACUCGCCCUCGGCGCCGGGCGGAUCCGGCCCCUUGGCGCCGCGCUGC
Molecule: messenger RNA, 4144 nt
Organism: Dromaius novaehollandiae (emu)
Lineage: Eukaryota; Metazoa; Chordata; Aves; Casuariiformes; Dromaiidae
Product: aldehyde dehydrogenase family 16 member A1-like
Exons: 27
Coding region: 102-4001 (1299 amino acids)
Cellular component (GO): membrane
Molecular function (GO): GTP binding; GTPase activity; oxidoreductase activity, acting on the aldehyde or oxo group of donors, NAD or NADP as acceptor
Source: RefSeq, a predicted model, not a curated record